UCUCUCUCUCCACCCGUUUCUCUCUCUACCUCCUCUCUACCUGCUCUCUCUCUCUCUCUCUCUCUCUCGCUCGCUUAGCGGCCAUGCAGAUCUCUAUCUCUCUCUCUUUUUCCUUUGUUUUUUUUUGUUUUUUUGUCACAUGAAGCUGACAGGUGUUGUCAUUGUUUUUUGCGCUGUUUGCAAAUUCAUCAUGGCAUACUUGCGGCAGUUGCAUGAGGACUUGAAGAAGCACUUCAUCAAUGAUGGUGCCGCAGGGUCAAACCCGGGCAAGGGUUCCAAGCACUGGGUCUGCAAGUACUGCAAGACUCAGUUCGAUGGCACAGCCUCGGUUCUAAAGAACCAUUUCUUGAACAGGUGCAGCUUGGACCGCGUCAGGAGGCCGCUGUCAGUCGAGGAGAGGGCAAGGAGGGAGGAGGGCAUCCUCAUGGGGAAGUUCAUUGCUGAGACCAUACACGCGGGGGGGAGAAGCAGGCCGGCCACAAACAGCCUGGCGUCCGUUAAUAGUCUGGUUGCUGACGUUGAGCGAGGUCGCAGUGACUCGCCUGCAGGGACGGGAGAGGCGGUUGUGGCCGAUGAGCCCGCAGCGAUCGCGCCUACCUUUGGCGAGUCCGUGCAGCCUGCACCCCGUUCUAGACGGCCGCUGAGGCAAACGGUCAUGGAGGACGCCAACAUCAUCGUAAGACGUAACGAGCAAACGAGUCAGUUCCUUGACCGAUUCCUUUUCUGCACGAACCAGCCUUUCAGCAUCGUUGACAACGAAUACUUCCUUGAAUUCGUUGAUGCUGUGAAGAAGGCGUAUCCUUCGUGGAUGCCAUACAAGAGGGAUGAGGUGCGGACGAAGCGGUUGGAUGGUCAUUACAGAAGGACGAAGGUGGAUGUGCACGCCAUGGUCAAGAAGUGGCACCGCACCGGUUGCAUGCUGCAGAUGGAUGGCUGGUCAGACAGGCGCAACCGGCCGUACAUUAAUGUCAUGGUGUCAUCUGGGAUCGGAACGGUAUUCUGGAAGACCACAUGCAUGGAGGGGAAGGAGAAGGAUGCGGCGACGUACUUCCGGAUAUCGGAUGGAGUUAUCAAGGAGAUCGGCGAGGAGGCGGUGGUGGGCGUUGUGAUGGACAACGCGAGAGUGUGCGUCAAGGCGGGCAAGAUGGUGGAGGCGGCCUACCCACGCAUCUUUCGCAUGGGGUGCACUGCACAUGCCCUUGAUUUGGCACUCGAGGACAUGUACAAGGAACUGGAGUGGUUGCGCAAUGUUGUGGACACAGGGUUGAAGGUGGGCAAGUUUUUCCACAACGUGGACAAGGCAAGGGCGUUGUUCCACGUGUACAGUCCGAACUCCAAGUUGAAGCGGUCGGGGGUGACCCGUUUUGCGACCAACCAUGAGAUGCUUGCUUUCUUGAAGAAGGCCAAGAACCCGUUGAAGAAUUGCAUCGACGACGCUGCGUGGGUGGAGAAGAUGGUCAGGACGGACCAGCUCGCUGCGUUCCACAAGGUGACGGCCAUUGUGGUGGGGAAGGACGGCUUUUGGGCGACGGUCGACAAGGCGCUGGCGGUGAUGGGACCAGUAGUGACGCUGCUUCAUCUUAUUGAUGCGUCGGGGCCGUCCAUGUCGAAGGUGUACUUCAAGAUGGAUUCGCUCGUCGCACGGAUGCAGGAGCUUGAAUGCAUCACGGCGGGCGAGAAGGCGGAAAUAGAGGACAUCUUGAUGCGGAGAUGGGCGUUCAUGACCAGCGAGCUGCAUUGCGCUGCUGCGUUCUUCGAUCCGGAGCACCGUCCCACGAAUGCCUUGCGAGAUCCUGAGGUGUGCGCCGGAUUCAACAUUUGGCUUCUCUCGUGGGCGCCGGACGACCAGCGGACACGCGACGAGCUCAGCCAGCAGGUUGACAUGUGGGUUAACUUGAACGGGUCGUUCAAAUCGCAAGACGCCGCGGAAGCAGCACGUGUGCAGCCCGCGGCUCUGUGGUGGGAGGCUUACUGCGGGAAGUUGGACCUACUCCAGCCACAAGCGGUCAAAUUGCUGGGCCAGGCAAGCUCCUCCGCCGCAUGUGAGCGGAAUUGGAACUUGCACGAGCUUAUUUUCGGGCGCAGGCGUACGAAGUUGCUGCCAGAGAGGCUGGGCAAGUUGAGAUCAGGGAAUAGUACAACACAUGCUGUUGCUGCUGAUGCCGAUGUGGUGGCAAAAGAUGCGGAGGUGGGUGAAGAGGACGGUUCGGAGCCAUUGAUGCGGACGUGGCAGCGAAAUGAUGUCGCAAAUGACAAGGAAUGCGACGAGGAGGACAUGGCUCUGUUGGGUUCGUUGGAAAGGGAAUGGCAUGAGUGCACUAAACCUGGCCGUCGCAGAAAGCAAGACCUGCAGAGAAGAUCUGGCAGCUCGCUGCCUCCGUCAUCAGUUGUGUACACUGAGGCAGAUCGGGCGGCUGCACUGGAGGCACGACUAGCAGGCACUUGGGUGGAAGGUCGACGGGAGUCAACCAACAGGCAAAAGCGUGUGAGGAAAAGAGCACGAGCGGCGGGCGAGGUGGGAGGGGCUGAAGCUGAGGUGUGCGUGGCCCAGCCAAAGAAGAAGAGGGGUCGACCAUCGUUGGCUGAAGCUGCAGCAAAGAAGACUGAGCUGGCAGCAGCCAAGGCUGCUAAAGCAGCAGAGGAAGCGGCCGCAGCGAAAGCCGCGACCGACAAGGCCUGAAAAAAAAAAAAAAAGGUUGCCUCCGUGGAUGUGAUCGAGGACGACCCGUCAGGGGACGAUGAGUCCUCGUCCAGCUCGUCCGAAGACACGGAUGAGGGAGAUAGCGGAGAGGAGUCCGAUGAACACUCUUCGCAGGAGGGGGGAGCAGAGGGGGAGGACAUGGAAGAAUCCGAGGCCGGGUCCGAAAAAAGCAAUGGUGAAGAAUCCGAAGCUGAAGGGGCGGAGGUGUAGGACGGGGACAGACUGGACGUGGAGUAUGAUGGAUCUGGAUUCUGAGUUUUUAUAAAGUUGAGGUUGAACUUUGUUUCUGAGUUUUGAUGAAGCUGUUUCCUUUUCUGUGCUUUGAUAAACUUGCAAACGACUA
Chara braunii is the source of this 3044-nucleotide messenger RNA. NCBI's taxonomy places the organism in Eukaryota, Viridiplantae, Streptophyta, Charophyceae, Charales, Characeae. The record is from the annotation of a GenBank genome assembly.